Messenger RNA from Myzus persicae (green peach aphid), 1548 nucleotides. Its product is annotated as SCAN domain-containing protein 3-like. The record is from RefSeq and is a predicted model, not a curated record. Bases 1 to 1548 code for a protein of 515 amino acids. The transcript has 3 exons. NCBI's taxonomy places the organism in Eukaryota, Metazoa, Arthropoda, Insecta, Hemiptera, Aphididae.
AUGGCUCCACAGAAAAUAAGAUUGUAUAACGACGAUUAUAUAAAGUUUGGUUUCACGUUCAUUCAAAAGGAUGGUAUCCAAAUGCCACAGUGUGUUAUUUGUCACGUUGUGUUAAGUAACGAUGCUCUCCGACCAAGACAACUAGAACGACAUUUAACCACAGCUCAUCCGAUGCUAAAAGAAAAACCUAAAGAGUUUUUUGUUGCUAAAAAAAAUUCUUUAAAUAAAAUGAAACUUGACAGAACCGGAGAAUUUCAACAGAAUAAUGAAAAAAUUAUUGAAUCUUCAUAUCACAUCGCCUUUAUGGUGGCUCAGCAAAAGAAACCACAUACAUUGGGUGAAACAUUAAUUAAGCCUAGCAUACUUAAAGCCGUUGAAAUAGUACUUGGUGAAGAAAGUAAAAGGAAAGUUUCUCAAAUAUCUCUUUCAGACAAUACAAUCAAACGACGCAUUGAUGAAUUAGCUUUGGACAUACAAAAUCAGUUGAUUCAUAAAUUAAAAAAUUCCGUAUUCUUUGCAAUUCAGUGUGAUGAAUCAACUGAUGUGGCCAAUUGUUGUCAGCUAUUAGUUUACUGCCGUUUUAUAAAUGAAAAGACUAUUGCAGAAGAGCUUAUGUUUUCCCAGGCCUUAAGUUCCACCUCAAAAUUCAGUGACGUUUUGUCUGCCAUCGAUAUAUUUUUUGAUCAGAAUGGCCUCUCUUGGAAAAAUGUUGUAGGUGUAUGUACAGACGGUGCCCCUGCUAUGCUAGGAUCACGAUCGGGUUUUGUGAAGCUUGCAAAAGAUAAAAAUCCAUCAAUAAUUGGUUCUCAUUGUGUAAUACACCGCCAAGCCUUAGCUGCAAAAACGCUGCCAUUUGAAAUUAAAAAUAUUCUUUGUUCUGAGCUAUCAGCCCAACAUUCUGUUUUAUUAUUCCAUACCGAGGUUCGUUGGUUAUCCAAAGGAAAUAUGCUUGAGCGUUUGUACGAAUUAAAGUCUGAAGUCGAAAUAAUGCUUUUACAAUUAGGAAAAGACGAUCUUCGGGAAAAUUUUACUGAUGAAAAUUUCACAUUCUACUUCGCAUAUCUAAAAAGAUACAACUGUGGAAACUGUGUAAACAAAGAGACUCCUAAUUUUUCGUCUUUCCGUCGACUGAACGAACUUCUCUCUGAUGAAGAAGAACCAUUUUGUCCUACUGGAUUGAAAGAUAUAGUGAUUAAACAUCUCGACAGUUUGACUGAUGAAUUCACUCGAUAUUUUCCAAUUUUUUCGAACAAAAGUUGGCAAUAUAUGUUAACAAGUUCUCCAUUCAGUACUAACGUAGACACAUUGCCAGAUAUAAUUCAAGAACAGGCAAUCGAGCUGAAGAACGAUUCACGGGCGAAAAUUGAUUUUAACAGUGGUAGCUCUUUGGAAGAAUUUUGGGUAAAAUACCAACCUAUUUAUCCUGAAAUUUCAAAUGAAGCUUUAAAAGUCCUUGUACAAUUUUCAUCUACAUAUUUGUGUGAAUCUGGGUUCUCCAGCAUGGCAGUUAUAAAAAACAAACAGAAAUCGUUUAGAUGUCGCAUCUGA